Molecule: messenger RNA, 1326 nt
Organism: Entrophospora candida
Lineage: Eukaryota; Fungi; Glomeromycota; Glomeromycetes; Entrophosporales; Entrophosporaceae
Source: the annotation of a GenBank genome assembly
AUGAAUUACGACAUCAAACAAAUAAAUGACCCAAUUCAUGGAUAUAUGGAAUUUGAUGAUUGGGCUAUAGAAGUCAUCGACACACCAGAAUUUCAAAGACUAAGAAACCUUAAACAAUUAGGGACUACAUAUUUUGUUUAUCCUGGAGCAAGUCAUAAUAGAUUUGAACAUUGUCUAGGAGUUGGUCAUUUAUCAAAUAAACUGUUGAAGCAACUUUAUAAAAAUCAACCUGAACUUAAAUCUGAGUCAUUUGAGUCUGAUCUAAAAUGUGUGACAUUGGCAGGUUUAUGCCAUGAUUUAGGUCAUGGACCUUUUAGUCAUGUUUUUGAUAAUCGUGUUAUUCCUAAACUUGGUCAUGAAGAGGGGUCAGUAAAGAUGUUUGAUCAUUUAAUCGACGAGAAUCAUAUUGAUUUGAAUCCAGAAGAGGUAAAACUUAUUAAAUCUUUAAUAACUGGUAAAGAUCCUUCCAGAAAUAAAUCAGAAAAUAGUGGGCGUGAAUUUUUAUUUGAUAUUGUGGCAAACAAACGUAAUUCAAUUGAUGUGGAUAAAUUUGAUUAUUUGGAGCGAGAUUGUUAUAAUAUAGGAAUAAAAUCAUCAUAUGACAGCUCGCGACUAAUGAAGUUUAGUCGUGUCAUCGAUGAUCAAAUCUGUUAUAGUCAUAAGGAAUCUCAUAACAUCUAUGAGUUAUUUCAUACAAGAUAUUCCUUGCACAAAAAAGUUUAUCAACAUCCCAUGCUUAUAAAUUUAGCUACAGCAAUUGAUCAUAUGUUGGCAGACGCUUUAGUUAUGGCAAAUGAUGUUUUCAAAUUUUCAGAAUCGAUUUUUGAUCCUGGAGAGUAUUUAAAAUUGGAUGACAGCAUUCUUAAUCAAAUUGAAUUUUCAAAAGAUGAGAGAUUAAAAGAUUCUCAAGAAAUUUUGAAAAGAAUUAGAAAGAGGCAAUUAUACAAAUUAGUUGAUGAAUUAUUAAUACCUUCUAGUAUGGAAGAUAAGAUUACAAAAAAACAUAUUGAAGAUUUAAUGGCUUCAAAUCGAUCAGAUUUCCAUGAAGAAGAUAUAAUUGUCCAUAAACACAAAAUCAAUUAUUCUAAAAAAAGUGACAAUCCUGUGGAUUCUGUAAAAUUUUAUAAAAAACAUUGUGAUAAAGAUAGAAAUGAAACAAGUUAUUUAGCACCCGAACAAUUCGAAGAAGUAGUAAUACGUAUAUAUACUAAGAAAUCCGAUCAAUUGGGAAGAAUUCAAAAUGCAUUUCGUGAUUUGAUAAAGAAACAUUAUUCUAUCACCACUGCAUCUACUGAUUAUAGUAGCGGUUAUGGUAGCGUUGAAUAG